UGCGGCACUUGAAGACCUCGAGGGUCUACCACUGCCAACGCGCAUCACCGUUUCAUCCCUGUCUGUCUCUCCCUAUAAAGAGAAAAUUAUCCCAUGGAAUUCAUCUAUCUUCACAACACAUGAAAUGAAAUAAGGUUGCAGAAUUCUGGUAAUCUCUGUUGGGUGAGAGACACUUGAACAUCUUAGUUAUUAUAUUAAACAGUGAAUUGUUUAUUUGUAACCAGCUGAGCUCCACAGCUUAGAGCCCCCAUACACAGCUAGCUCCUACUGCUUCUUCUGCUCCUGUGAGUUAAUAUUAUGAGGUUCGUGUUUAAACAAUACACUAUGCACAAGGCUUUUCUUUUGGUUUUAAUGAUUUUCUACAAUGGGUUGUCUUCAAAUGCUGCUAGCAGCAGUGUUGAAGCAAGACCAAAAGUUGUGAACAUUGGGGCUCUUCUGUCUUUUGAUUCUUCCAUUGGCAAAGUUGCAAAGGUUGCAGUAGAAGCUGCAGUGGACGAUGUGAAUAGAGACCAAUCUGUUCUUGGUGCAACUAAGCUGCAACUUAAUAUGAGGGACACAAAUUAUAGUGGGUAUAUGAGCAUGCUUGGGGCUUUAAGCUUGAUGGGGAGUGAGGUAGUGGCCAUAAUUGGCCCCCAGUUUUCUGUCACUGCUCAUUUCCUAUCCCUUAUUGCCAAUGAGCUUCAAGUGCCCUUGUUGUCGUUUGCAGCAACAGACCCCACGCUAUCUUCACCUCAGUAUCCAUUCUUUGUCAGGACAACACACAGUGAUGCAUUCCAGAUGGCUGCAAUUGCAGAUAUUGUAGACUACUAUGGGUGGAGGGCAGUCAUUGCAAUAUAUGUGGAUGAUGAUCAUGGGAGGAAUGGAAUUGCAGCAUUGGGAGACAAGCUAGCUCAGAAACGAUGCAAGAUCUCAUAUAAAGCUCCUUUCAGUCCCAAUAUGGACCAGCCCAAUGAGAUAUCAGAUGUAUUGUACGAGGUAGCCUUAAUGGAGUCUAGGAUUAUUGUUCUUCAUGCUUACCCAGAUACGGGUCUGGAGGUGCUUAAAGAGGCUAGGCAUCUAAGGAUGAUGGGAGCUGGGUAUGUGUGGAUAGUUACUGAUUGGCUUUCUACCAAAAUAGACACUUAUUCUCCCCACCUUACAGAAGCCAUGGAUGAUAUUCAAGGAGUUAUUACUUUGAGAAUGUAUGCACCAGAUUCACAACAAAAAACCAAAUUUGCUUUUGGGUGGAGCAAUUUGACUAGCAGAAAUGCAACUGGUGGCGCUUUUGGGUUAAAUACUUAUGGUCUAUAUGCUUAUGACACUGUCUGGCUGCUUGCUUAUGCAAUUGAUGCAUUUUUAAAUCAGAAGGGAAACCUUUCAUUUUCAUAUCAUCCGGGGUUAUCAGAACUACAGAGAGAGAACCUACAUGCAGAUGCUUUUAAAAUCUUUAGAGAAGGAAAUUGGUUGCUUCACAGCAUUUCACAGGUUAAUUUCACUGGUUUAACAGGCUCAAUCUACUUUUCUGAUGGGAACCUCGUUCAUCCUGCAUAUGAAGUGAUCAAUGUGAUUGAGACAGGAUUUAAGCGGGUUGGGUAUUGGUCUAAUUAUUCAGGGUUAUCAGUAGAACCUCCAGAAAAGCUUUAUACAAAACCACCUAGUAAUUCAAGUCAACAGCUAAGCAGUGUAAUCUGGCCUGGACAAACAGUACAAGGCAAGCGUUUGAGAAUUGGUGUCCCAAAUCGAGUCUUUUAUCACGAGUUUGUCUCAGUACAAGGCACUAAUGUGUUCAGUGGCUACUGCAUUGAUGUGUUUACCGCUGCCAUGAAAUUACUGCCUUAUGUUGUGCCAUAUGACUUUGAAGCAUUUGGGGACGGUCAUAGUAACCCAAAUACCACUGAGCUUCUGCGAUUGAUCUCAGUGGGUAGGUAUGAUGCAGCAAUAGGUGACAUUUCCAUCACGACUGAUCGAGCAAGGAUGGUGGAUUUCACACAGCCAUUUAUAGAGUCUGGCCUAGUCGUAGUGGCCCCAGUCAGGAAGUUAAACUCUAGCGCUUGGGCAUUCCUGAGGCCAUUCACUCCAAUGAUGUGGCUUGUAACAGCAAUUUUCUUCCUUGUUACGGGUUUGGUGGUGUGGAUUUUGGAGCACAGGAUCAAUGGUGAUUUCCGAGGCCCUCCUAGAAGACAAAUUGUAACUAUUCUGUGGUUUAGCUUUUCUACCUUGUUUUUUGCCCAUAAAGAAAAGACGAUGAGCACCCUUGGUCGCCUGGUGCUAAUUAUCUGGCUAUUUGUAGUUCUAGUUCUCAAUUCAAGCUACAUUGCAAGUUUGACCUCAAUUCUCACAGUAGAGCAGCUUACUUCGUCUAUUAAAGGGAUUGAAAGUUUGGUAACUAGCAAUGAACCUAUUGGCUACCAGCGAGGGUCAUUUGCUGGAAAUUACUUGAUCAAUGAAUAUAAAAUAGACAAGUCUAGACUCUUUCCUCUCAACUCUGCAGAGGAUUGUAUUAAAGCCUUGCAAGAUGGUCCCCAGAAAGGUGGCGUUGCUGCUGUGGUUGAUGAAAAAGCAUACAUAGAACUCCUUCUCUCAUCCAAUUGUGAAUUCAGUAUUGUCGGUCAAGAAUUCAGCAAAAAUGGGUGGGGAUUUGCCUUUCCAAGAAAUUCUCAACUGGCACUAGAAAUGUCAACUGCGAUCCUGAAACUAUCAGAAGGUGGAGAACUGCAAAGAAUGCACGACAAAUGGCUUCUGGGUAGCGCUUGCAGAUCAGAAGGUACAAAAGAAGAUGCAAACCGGCUUCAUCUUACAAGCUUUUGGGUCCUCUUUCUCAUUUGCGGUUUAGCCUUCGUACUAGCCCUCCUUUUAUAUAUAAUAAAGACAGUCAGAAAAUUUGCCAAGCACCGUUCAGAGGAACUCGAGGGGUCUUCAUCAAGAAGUUCACCAUCUGUACUUUUUCAGGCAUUUCUUUCAUUUCUUGAUAAAAUGGAAGAGGAUGUGAAAAGCAGGCCAAAGAGAAGGCGAACAGAUAGGAGAACCUCAAACAGAAUCAUAGAUGGAACCGGAUGUGCAUCAAGAAAUAGUGGUUCUUCCAAAAGUGCAAUUGCUGCCUUGGAAGUCUAAAUAUAUAUAUAUAUAGUUUCUAAAAGGUGAAGAAGAGAAAAGCAAUGUCAAUGAAGGAAGAUGGGGUUCUGUGACUUGUGUGAAAUCCACUUCUUUUUCAUUAAGAACAAUUAACCCCAGCAACACAACAGGGAAAAAAAAAAAUAAUUGCUCGCCUAGGUUUAGCGAUGUGGUCAUGUGGAGGAUGUAAUUUGACAUGAGACCCCACCAUUAAUAAAGGAAAGGACAGGAAUUUUCGCAGGUAUUCUCCGUAAUUCCAUUCAAAGCCACUAACAAGAUCAGCCAUUGUGAUUAGACCUGAACAACCCCAUCAACACUUAAAUAUUAAGUGAUAUCCUUAUACAAAUAGAAUAAUAGAAGCCAUCUUUGGAUAAUAUUUUUUUAACUGUGCAACUUUGAAGUUGCCACAAUGUCAAAGAGAAUCUUAAACAUGAAAAAAAAAAUGUUAUAUAUUUGA
Hevea brasiliensis (rubber tree) is the source of this 3547-nucleotide messenger RNA. Its product is annotated as glutamate receptor 3.6. Gene Ontology annotation, cellular component: plasma membrane. NCBI's taxonomy places the organism in Eukaryota, Viridiplantae, Streptophyta, Magnoliopsida, Malpighiales, Euphorbiaceae. The record is from RefSeq and is a predicted model, not a curated record. Bases 298 to 3090 code for a protein of 930 amino acids. Gene Ontology annotation, molecular function: glutamate-gated receptor activity. The transcript has 7 exons.